UAACAAAAGCGAUUAGUACUGUUACACGUACUUUUGAAACUGUAAUAUUUUUCUCGUCAUUUUCAACUGAAAACGUAGAUUUCUAACCAUAGGUCCACCAAAGUGUGCUAUGUCAUUACAGGAAAUUGUCAUCCGAUGUUCCUAACAAUUCUUAUACCAGCAUAGAAGUCGCCAAUAAAUUUAGAAUGUUCGAACUGUCACACUUUUAACUAUUUAUAAAAAAUAUCCGUUUUCAGUCAAAACGUAUACUUGCACCAGUUCAUCACAAUGGCAAUGCAAGGGAAUCAAAGUGGAAAUAAUAAAGCUAAACAGUCCCUCGAUCAAGCAGCGAAAAUGUUGGGGCAAAGUAAUUUUGCUAAACAUCUAGCUGCUGGGACAGCGUCGGGAUGGCUCACAGGUGUUGUUGUACGUCACGCUGGAAAAAACGUUGCUCUUAUUGUGGGAACUGGUAUAAUUGUCCACCAGAUUGCUCAUCAUCAUGGAUAUAUUAAACAAGAUUGGGAUACUCUAAAAGAGUUGGCACAAAAGAAAACGAAUGAGUUAGGAAAAGCGACUCCUCUCGUAAACAAGGUGAGAGUGUUUGCCACAAAAAACAAAGUAUUUUCUGCGGGAUUUGUGGGUGGUUUCUUAAUUGGUAUAGCCCUUUAAACAGUGUAUUUAUUAUAUUCUGUAUUUCAUAUUUAUAGAUUUUAUUUAUUGCAUAAAUGAUUUUGUGACUCAGAUUAAUGUGGCAAUUUCAGCUAAUAAAUUCUACUAAUAAAUGUAAA
This is a messenger RNA of Zophobas morio, 767 nucleotides long. RefSeq names its product FUN14 domain-containing protein 1-like. Gene Ontology annotation, biological process: autophagy of mitochondrion. The record is from RefSeq and is a predicted model, not a curated record. Gene Ontology annotation, cellular component: mitochondrial outer membrane. Bases 268 to 648 code for a protein of 126 amino acids. NCBI's taxonomy places the organism in Eukaryota, Metazoa, Arthropoda, Insecta, Coleoptera, Tenebrionidae. The transcript is spliced from 4 exons.